GUCGCAUCCAAUUCGAGCCAAUCCACGUCAAGCUCUUCGCGCAUGGCUUGACCAGCAUGGCGCUCGUCGGUUUGCAUCGUGGUUUGCAUUGUUCGCGUUAGUUUGCACCUUUUCGUUCUUAAAUCUUGGACUGUGCUCUACCGGUUAGUUUUUAGCAGGAACUGUGGCUUUUAAAUGACUUUGGUUACCUAAUUACAACAAGUGUUCGAUAAAAAAUGAGAGGAACUUAUUAAAGGGUCCUGUUUCGGUCGUGGUUUCGCAGCUCCUCGCCGCCGGGAUUCGCAAGUGAAUUCAAGUGUUCUUGGUGUUGUCGCCGUUGCUUGAAAUGCUUCGAGCCUUGGCACUACGAUCGUUCGCUGCGUUUGCUACGCGGCACAACGCUAUUAACAGAAAACAAGCAUUAUGCAGCAACAGCGGAGGUGGCUACGUAGUGCCCUCGGAGCCGCUGCCGAAAGUGUUACAAACUAGUGAAGCGAUCACCUUGGACCAGAGCACGGUGGAACUACUUGAGCGUCUCUCCUUGGUCGACUUCAGUAACGCCGAGGCUGUGACGCGUCUCGAAGAAGCCGUCAAAUUCGCCAGCGUCAUAAUGAACGUUGACACGACAGGUGUGGCUCCGAUGGUGACUCCUUUAGAGGACGUGCCCCUGCGGUUGCGGCCCGACGUCCCGAUCGAGUGUUGUGCCGAGGAAAUUCUGAAAAACGCUAAAGUGACUGAGGAAGGAUACUUUGUCGCACCUCCUGGAAACAUACCUCUGGAUGUGAAAUCCGACUACGGUCUGUCGGAAGGUGGAGGGACCACCGCUGAAAAGUGACAAUGCUUGUUGACGAUGCGAGAAUUUUGUGUAAGCGCGAAUUUAUAGUCUCUUCGUCGUAGUUUUUUUUUAAUGUUACAAUAAACUGAAGCUUCUGGCAUCACC
Molecule: messenger RNA, 919 nt
Organism: Rhipicephalus microplus (southern cattle tick)
Lineage: Eukaryota; Metazoa; Arthropoda; Arachnida; Ixodida; Ixodidae
Gene: GatC
Product: glutamyl-tRNA(Gln) amidotransferase subunit C, mitochondrial
Biological process (GO): mitochondrial translation; glutaminyl-tRNAGln biosynthesis via transamidation; regulation of translational fidelity
Cellular component (GO): mitochondrion; glutamyl-tRNA(Gln) amidotransferase complex
Source: RefSeq, a predicted model, not a curated record